UACGAGCCCGGUUCCCCUGGCAACACUGUGCUCGGCGCAAUGGCGAGCGGUUCAUAUCGAGGUUUUGUUUGACGUGGCGCUAAAAAAGUGCCCUAGAUAUACUCCGCGUCACGAUAUUUUUGUCGUAAGACCAGCGAGAAUCGCACUUUUGUUCUUCCAGAAAUGUGCGGGAUCAAUAUGGGGCAACACUGCGUGCAACAAUGCUGGAAAACAUCUCCUGUCGCCUGCAACAGCGGUCACUGUAUUCGUGCAAAAUAGCCUAGAAGAAGAAAUGUCCUCGUCGAAAGAAAUCCUGCAAGUGGUGGUAUUGUGCGCAAUGUGGUACGCGAUAAGUUCGGGAAAUAACGUUGUGGGAAAAGUAGUGUUGAACAAUUUCCCGUAUCCAUUAACUGUGACUGUUGUACAGCUGUUUUCUAUCAGCGUUUAUUCUGGACCCGCUUUCGCGGUAUGGGGUAUCCGACCCUACUUAGACCUGGAUUGGAACACUUAUAUCAAGUGCAUAAUUCCACUGGCAUUUGGAAAGCUAUUCAGCAUUGUCACUUCUCACAUCAGUUUGUGGAAAGUGCCUGUGUCCUAUGCGCACACAGUGAAGGCUACCAUGCCUUUCUUCACAGUUGUACUAUCACGCAUCAUCCUCAGAGAAAAACAGGCAUGCGCUGUAUACCUCUCUUUACUGCCAAUUAUACUAGGAGUAAUGAUUGCAACAUUAACGGAGAUAUCGUUUAACAUGAUGGGACUCAUCUGCGCGGUCACUUCGACAAUAGGUUUUGCGCUGCAAAACAUAUACACUAAAAAGGUGAUAAGAGACACAAACGUCCAUUACCUUCGGCUGCUACACACUUUAGCCAGGCUGGCUCUCCUCUUUGUUGUCCCUUUCUGGCUGCUUCUUGAUGUGCGCAGGUAUUCUACGGACACCACUAUGUUUGCACAAGUGGAUGCAUUUCUGGUGCUGUUGCUGCUCUUCCUGGACGGGGCGCUCAACUUUGCCCAGAAUUUAGUAGCUUUCACAAUCCUCAACCUCGUGUCCCCUCUAACGUACUCUGUGUGCAACGCAUCCAAGCGUAUCGCCGUCAUCAGCGUAUCGCUUCUUCUUCUACAUAAUCCAGUGACAGCACUUAACAUAUUUGGGAUGAUGCUCGCUGUUUUAGGCGUGCUCUGCUACAACAAGGCAAAAUAUGAUGCCAAUCAAGCACAGAGAGAAGCUAAGCUUCCUCUCAGUGUGAAGGACACAAAAUCUCUGUUAUUGUCCGAUGAUGUCUUCCCACAAGGCAUUCUACGAGUGAUUCCAGCUAAUGGGACUGUGCAUUCAUUCAGUGCUCACAAUUCAAAGUUGCUUCUUGGGACAUGACCUUUAAUUUUGUUUUAGGAAUUUUCAUUGAUCUUCACUGUUAUGAAAUGCAAAAACUUGACUCGUUGUAUUUUUAGUGAGAGUAAUUUUUAUAACACACACUAGUGAAUACAGGGAUUUACUUGUCCGAGGAAGAUGACUGUCUUCUAACUUUGGUUUCUAUGAGAACUGUGAUAUGGGCGUGUUGGCAUCACUGAUGAUUCCAGAGACAGGAAGGAAGAGAAAUUGACAUUUUCUUAUCUGGGAGCUGUUCUGCAAUGCGAAUAAAUAGACGUAAGAAAUAAAUGUGCUUUUGUGGAGGCAUAAAUGAAAAUAGCCCUGGGAUCAGCUCACAACGCUUUAAAAACCAGGCUGGUUGGUCGAACACUUUGACUCGACGUUGAUUGAACAUUGUAGCGCUCUUAUUGGAAUUGUUGCUCGACAGGUAUCAAAGGACGUAAUGUGGGUGUCGCCUCAUAUUGCGAACUUGGCAAGAAUUUCUCUUGGCAACAUUUUAUUGUCACCCGGCCCCUUUGUUUUUAGCUGGAGGCAAAUUCAACCAAUGUAAACCAAGUGUGCAUUUUGGAAGUUGGUGCGUUGUUAUAUCAUGAAGCAAUAUAAAUAAAAAAGGUGGG
Messenger RNA from Ornithodoros turicata, 1962 nucleotides. Its product is annotated as solute carrier family 35 member E1 homolog. Gene Ontology annotation, molecular function: antiporter activity. Bases 272 to 1348 code for a protein of 358 amino acids. The transcript has 6 exons. The record is from RefSeq and is a predicted model, not a curated record. Gene Ontology annotation, cellular component: Golgi apparatus. Lineage: Eukaryota; Metazoa; Arthropoda; Arachnida; Ixodida; Argasidae.